UCUCGGUGCUCCAAGUCCAGGCAUGAUUUUACCUCCUUUUUCGUGAUAUCCAAUUACAAUCUUGUCUCGACUCCACAACUAUGGUUGACAUACUAUAAAUACAUUAAUAUUAACAUUUUAACCUGUUUGAAGGUUAAGAAAAUCCCAGGUCAACGCCUGGAUUGCCCACUAUAACCUGUGCUAAUUGUAAAACUCCUGACUCCAGUGACGUCUCCAUACAGAAAGGUUUUACAUGCAUUUAUUUGGUUGUUUUUAUUUUUGAAACUGCUUUCAUAGGGUGCUGAGACUAUAACAUGUUUAACCUCAAUAAAGGCUGGUUGUAUGGAAAUUAAACAGCAGAGGUCGCUGUUGUAAAAAAAAAGAAACGCUCCGCUACAUCAACUUGACUACUCUCGCGAGUCGCGAUAGUUCCGUUCCACUAUCCGGUGGCGGAGACAUCCAGAAGAGAUGGCGGCCAGAGGUAGUUUUCAAUCGGCUCCAACGGGAGGAGGUGGUGGCGGGGGAAUGGGACCUGGACCCCAGGUGCAAGGUGGAGGACCAGGCAUGGGACCUGGAACUCCUGGUGGAAGGAUGGGACCCUCAUCGGGCGCACAGAACCACCUUUACCGAUCUCCGAUGCCUGGGCCUGGAUACCCGAGACCAGGUGGAAUGCCACCCUCCAGCCGUAUGACACCCCAGGGUCCGCCUAUGGGGCCUCCAGGCUACGGCUCCAGCCCCGUGUCCCGACCAGGGAUGCCUGGCGUCAUGGAUCCCUCCCGUAAGAGGCCUGCCCCUCAGCAGGUCCAGCAACAGCGCAACCAACAUACCAAGAAGAAGAAAAUGGCGGAUAAGAUUUUACCUCAGAGGAUCCGGGAGCUGGUGCCAGAGUCUCAGGCCUACAUGGACCUACUGGCGUUUGAGAGGAAGCUGGAUCAGACCAUCAUGAGGAAACGUCUGGACAUCCAGGAGGCACUAAAGAGACCCAUUAAGCAAAAGCGAAAGCUUCGUAUCUUCAUAUCCAACACCUUCAACCCUGCCAAGCCCGACGCAGAAGAUGGAGAGGGCACUGUUGCAUCAUGGGAGCUGCGUGUCGAAGGGCGUCUGCUUGAAGAUACUGCUGUGUCCAAGUAUGAAGCCACCAAGCAGAAGAGAAAGUUCUCUUCCUUCUUCAAGUCUCUGGUCAUCGAGUUGGACAAGGACCUCUAUGGGCCUGACAAUCACUUGGUCGAGUGGCACAGGACUGCGACCACUCAGGAGACAGAUGGGUUCCAAGUGAAGAGGCCAGGGGAUGUGGGCGUACGCUGCACUGUCCUGCUCAUGCUGGACUACCAGCCCCCUCAGUUCAAGCUGGACCCUCGCCUGGCCCGUAUGUUGGGGAUCCACACCCAGACCAGGCCGGUCAUCAUCCAGGCACUCUGGCAGUAUGUUAAGACCCACAAGCUGCAGGACCCCCACGAGAGAGAGUUCAUCAACUGUGACAAGUACCUGCAGCAGAUCUUUGAGACUCAGCGUAUGAAGUUCUCUGAGAUCCCACAACGCCUACAUGCUCUCCUGAUGCCUCCAGAACCUAUCAUCAUUAACCAUGUCAUCAGUGUGGAUCCCAAUGACCAGAAGAAGACAGCCUGCUAUGACAUCGAUGUGGAGGUGGACGACACUCUAAAGACCCAGAUGAACUCCUUCCUCCUAUCCACCGCCAGCCAGCAGGAGAUAGCUGGCCUGGACAACAAGAUCCAUGAGACCAUAGAGACGAUCAACCAGCUGAAGACCCAGAGAGAGUUCAUGUUGAGCUUCGCCAGAGACCCCCAGGGCUUCAUCAACGACUGGCUGCAAUCACAGUGCAGGGAUCUGAAGACUAUGACUGAUGUGGUUGCGAACCCAGAAGAGGAGAGGAGAGCAGAGUUCUAUUUCCAACCCUGGGCCCAGGAGGCCGUGUGUCGUUACUUCUACUCCAAGGUCCAGCAGAGGAGGCAGGAGCUGGAACAAGCCCUGGGAAUCAGAAACACUUAGAGAUGAAGAUGUUGAAGAAAAACAGGCCAACAGAUGAACAAGUGGCCAUUCUCUCUGGGAGGAGGAAAGGAAGUGUGGGACAUUCAUUAAUACACCCCCGAUUUGAGAAAAACAUAUUUGAUAUACAUCUGCUUUCCUGCUGGUGGUAACUAUAGGAUAUCUUUUUGAAAGUCACCUAGCAGGCUGUUAUGGUUAUAUAUCAAUGUUAGAUUUUUACUUCUUAUCUCUUCAUAUUUGUCCCGCUAAAAGAUCUUUUGACUUAUUUUUUCUCAAUGGUCUCUCUCUAUGCCUUACCUCAAUGCAUUCCCUUUUGGGCUGAACUCUCUCAAGUCGCCAAUCUUGAAUCUAUAGGUUGAAAUGACCCCCAACUAAGUAUUGAUGCUACUCCACCAUAACUAAUAUUGAAUAUUUUAAGUCUUAACAUUUGGCCAUUUGUGAAAGAGCAUUGGGUUCAUUUUAAAUACGUUGACAGUCUCUAACCUGCUCUGAGUCCAUACUAACUCAUAACUGAUUAGGUGAUAGACUACACACACUACCAUUCUGGCUUUGGUCUGGAAUAGAUUUUUCAGUGUUUGUUUGGUAUUGAUAGGGUUGUGAGUAUUCAGUGGUCUUUUAUUGCUGUGCUGGCUGUCCGUUUCUUAGUGGUUCAAGACUAUUCUAGAAUUCUUGUUGUAGAAUAUUGUGUACCUCAACAAUUCUCCCCUGAACACUUCAAAGUAUGGUGAUGGCAGCCGGGCUUCACAAUAUUGUGAAGAUUCAGUCUGUUGGUUUAGUUAAUCAUUUAAGGGGCCAUUUCAUUUGAAACUAUUUUUGUGAUGCUUUUUGUUGUUGUUGUUAAUGAUCUUUUUUUAUGUUUCGAAACUAUGAAUUAUAUUGAAGCUUGUAUUGUUAGAAGUUAAACCUUAAGGAAGUAGUGUUAGCAGUAAUAACCUCAAGUCGAUCUAGUUUUGUAAAUACUGAGCAGAAUAAUCUGGUUUGAUGUGAAGGAAAAAUGUCUUGUUUUUAAAGGGCAGACCAUCAUUUUGACUCAUUGUCUAAUGCUCCGAUUAGUUUUCCCAAGACGUUCCCCUUCAAGUGAUACCAAUGGUUUAAUCCAGAACAUUCUCUAUAACCUAACAGCAAGCUGAAGUUGCUUGUUGACCCCGUGUGGAAGAGAGAACAACCUUCAAGGUUCUACUGUUCGGUUAAGAAGACUCCUUCUGGGAUUUCAUCUUUAGUAUUUGUUAGUGUGCAGACGCCAUCAACACCGAGGAAGAUGAGCAUAGAGCUGGGUUCACUAGUAGAUGUGACGUAUUGAAGAAUUUCAUAUUUUUUGAUAGUUAUGAUCGAAAGCUUCCGCUUGUUGUAUUGCUGUUUUAGAUAUGAUGACAUGUAAAGGAUGUAUGAAGUUUCAUGGUUGGACUCAAUUCAUUAUCAGUUCAAUAGUCAAGUGAAUUGAAUUUAAGCGACAUCUAUUUUCAAUGGGGAUUUAUUUUGUUUUAAUAUGAAAGUGUAUUUUCCAUCCACGCUCUGAUUAUCCUGAAUUGCCCCCAAUCCUGUAAAGGAUGAUACUGAAGACUGAUUGAAAUCUUCAGACUUAAAUUGUAUUUUUCUCUUAUUGACCAAACCUAUUUUUCCCUGUAUGUUUUAAUCCUAUGCUAUAAUAAAGGGCAUCUUCAUGAUAACUUCUCAGUUAUGAAUGGAUGAUUUUAAAGCUGGUUUUCUACCAUUUGAUGCACAAACUGGCAGUCUUUCCAUGGAAGUUGUUACCUGCCUAAUGUUCAGCAUCACAGUUUAGUUCUGGGAUUCUUAUGAACACCACACACACCUGACUCAUUGCUGUGAGAAGUGGGUUGAUGCACUUGAUGGUAUAACAACCAGGGGACGGAUCUGGUCAUUGGCCCACAGGUGAACAUAUCAUGUUUAUAGGACCAGGAGUUUUUCCUGGCAGCUGUUUUUGUGAGAGGUUAAGGAUGGGUUUUCUGGGUCCCCUAAAGUCGCCAAACUAUAUGUAUUGCUUCAAUGAACCUUUUGCUCUUGAAAUGAUCCUAAUCGUACUAGGUCAUAGCCUCACUUGUUCAAACAGUGAAGUCUGUUAAAGGAUGAGUACCUGUAUUUAUUGAGAUGUCUUCCGAAGGCAAACUAUUGCUAAUGUGUUUAGAAAUAGUCCUCUUAAAAUAAAUAAAAUAAGGAAAGUGUGGCAUUUCCAAACUUUG
This is a messenger RNA of Oncorhynchus kisutch (coho salmon), 4181 nucleotides long. Its product is annotated as SWI/SNF-related matrix-associated actin-dependent regulator of chromatin subfamily D member 1. The transcript has 12 exons. Bases 448 to 1986 code for a protein of 512 amino acids. NCBI's taxonomy places the organism in Eukaryota, Metazoa, Chordata, Actinopteri, Salmoniformes, Salmonidae. The record is from RefSeq and is a predicted model, not a curated record.